AUCGCCGGCCUCGGCAACCCCGGCAGCAAGUACCACGGCACUCGCCACAACGUGGGGUUCGAGAUGGUGGAUCGCAUCGCGCGGGACGAAGGGAUCGUGAUGAACACCAUCCAGUCCAAGUCUCUGCUCGGAGUAGGUUUAAUUGGGGAGGUACCAGUGCUGCUGAUAAAGCCACAAUCAUACAUGAAUUACUGUGGUGAAGCAAUUGGACCGCUUGCUGCCUAUUACCAAGUACCUCUGAGGCACAUUCUUGUGAUUUAUGAUGACAUGAGUCUGCCCAAUGGUGUAUUGCGACUUCAACGGAAAGGUGGCCAUGGCCGCCAUAAUGGCCUACAGAAUGUAAUUGAGCAUUUGGAUGGCUGCCGGGAGUUUCCUCGUUUAUCUAUAGGCAUUGGUAGCCCACCUGGCAAAAUGGAUACACGAGCUUUUCUUCUGCAGAAGUUUAGUUCAGAGGAACGAAUUCAGAUUGACACCGCGUUGGAGCAAGGGGUGGAUGCUGUGAGGACCCUUGUGCUGAAGGGUUUUAGUGGAAGUAUUGAGAGAUUUAAUCUGGUCCAGAAGUACAAGUUCAACAGGGCUUGAUGAUUCUUUAGAUGCUUGGAUCUGCCUACCUUUGGAAGAUACAUGAAUGCACACGAAAAUGUUUUUGGAAGCGUUUGAUGUGAUAAUUUGCAUAACCUUAGGUGCACUAAGUUGGGUGUCCUAUGGUUUUGAGGAUGUUAAAAACUUAGCAGGGUGUAGAUAAGGUAGAGUUCUUCUGCACAUCUUCCUAAAGAUAACUCAUGGUUUACUCAAAUUGGAAAUAAAAUAGGUCCAUUUGAUGAAGGUCAUGUAAAAACACUUUGUACUUCUGUAGGUUACUGACACAUUAGUCUGAUGUAAAAGAGGAAUGUAGACCAUUUCAUUCCACC
This is a messenger RNA of Triticum urartu, 911 nucleotides long. RefSeq names its product chloroplastic group IIB intron splicing facilitator CRS2, chloroplastic. Gene Ontology annotation, molecular function: peptidyl-tRNA hydrolase activity. The record is from RefSeq and is a predicted model, not a curated record. Lineage: Eukaryota; Viridiplantae; Streptophyta; Magnoliopsida; Poales; Poaceae.